AUUUUGCUUAAAAAGUCCCUACUUUUCUCCAAAAACCUGUAGGCUUUGGUUGAAUCGUUUGUGGAAAGAUCCAAAUUUUUCCCCAAUCUGAAGCUCAUAGAGAAAAAGAUUAUCUAAGAAGAUGACUUGUGUUCUUAAGCGACGAAUUGUGUACGCGAUUCGAGAUUUCCCACCUGGUUGUGGAACUCACUCUGAUACUUCUGGGUUCAAUCAUCCUCAGAGAUCCAUCAAGAACCCGAGGAUUGAUCAUGUUUUUGCAUCUCGGGAACCUUUUGAAAUCUGUCUCAAACCAGAACAAGAGUUUGAAUACGCUGAUGAUUAUGAUCUUGUUGCAGUUCCUAAACCUAAAGGAACCUGUCUCAAACAAGAACCGGAGAUUAGAAACUCUGUUCAUGGUCAUGGCCGUUUUGAUGCGGCGCUUAGAAGCUCUGAACAUGAUCCUACUCCUCGUGAGAAAGUCCUUGAGGCGUUGCGUAUCUACAAAGAAAUUUUCAGAGAGUUGGAGCGAGAGAAACAAGCAAGGGUUGGUGGAGAUUUGUUCUGUGGUAGAAACAGAAUAGACCUAAAAACUCAAGCUGUGUUAGAGAAGAUGGGGAAGCAAGUGAACACGGAGAAGAGGAUUGGAUCGGUUCCUGGAAUCAAAGUUGGAGAUGUGUUUCAGUACAAGACUGAGCUUCUUGUUGUCGGUCUUCAUUUCAAGAACAGGUGUGGGAUAGAUUUUAUGAAAGCUGGAGAUGUUAACCUCGCGACAAGCAUCGUUGCUUCAGAAGGAUAUGGUUACGGUGAUAAGUUCGAUUCUGGUGUUAUAGUUUACACAGGUGAAGGAGGGAACGUGAUUAGCAAGGAAAAGAAAACUGAAGAUCAGAAAUUGAUCAAAGGUAAUUUGGCUUUGGCUAAUAGCAUGAAGAAGAAGAGUUUGGUGAGAGUGAUACGUGGCGAAGGGAGAUUGGAUCGAAAAGGGAAACGGUAUGUGUAUGAUGGAUUGUAUUUGGUUGAAAAAUACUGGUCAGAGAAAGAUGUUAGAGGUAAGACUGUGUACAAGUUUAAGCGUUGUAGAAUUCCUGGUCAACCUCGGUUGAGUUUCAGCUAAAUGAAAUAAAUCUAAG
This is a messenger RNA of Eutrema salsugineum, 1106 nucleotides long. Its product is annotated as YDG domain-containing protein At5g47150. The record is from RefSeq and is a predicted model, not a curated record. Lineage: Eukaryota; Viridiplantae; Streptophyta; Magnoliopsida; Brassicales; Brassicaceae. The transcript is spliced from 2 exons. The coding region runs from base 122 to 1090 and encodes 322 amino acids.